AUGCCUUCAAGCGAUAAAGCAUUCCAUCACAUAGUUUAUUCAGAGACAAACCAUAAGGUCGAAGUAACGGCUGUCGGUAACAGCAAAACAUCUUCAAAGAAACAAAAUUCUGGUACUUUCAAACAGCCAACAAAACACGAUACAAACGUUGCAGGUAGCACCCGAUCAGACAGAACCAUUCCGUUGCAAACAACAUCGUUUCAAUCAUCACAUAAAUCUCUUGUGGCAGCGAACAACAACCAUGUUUGGGAUCAGUGUUAUGCACACUGUUUACCCCCUUUAUCUCAUCAGAUACAGUCACUUCCAUUAAUUCCGAGCUGCAUCAAAGAUGAGCUAGGUUUGCCUUCCUCUCAAAAAUCCUUGUGCCAUUCUCUGAAUAGAAUUGGUAACCCCUCGUGCAUUUCAGAUGGAACAACACAAUGCAGAGAAUUGGAUUUGAACAGUGGAUUUAACGGUACCUCCUCGUCUUUGUCGCAUUCCUUCUUUUCUUAUGCAAAUUCUCAAAUUGCUGCAUCCUCCCAAAACAACAUGCAAUUGUAUAAUCGGUAUGAUCCAUGGAAUGAAAAGGUGAAUGGGUUUUACCAUACUCACAUUUCAGGAAAUAUAACGUCACAAAACACCCAAGCCUUUAGCUUGUCUCUUCACACGCCUCAACUGAGCACCUACUCCAACAUGGCUCAACCCCUCCAAUUCAGCAAUUCCUACUGUGUCCAAGAUGAUUCCAAAUGUUUAGAUGGUAACCACCAAGGACACAUUGAAACCCAUUCGAAUGAAUCACAACAGCUGGAAUCUUUUUUCAACAAACAACCAACGCCGUCCCAUGUGAAUCAAACCAUUCAUGUCCAAUCACAAGAGCCCCUUUCUUCCCUAUCUUGGCUUUCUCGUAAUGAUUCAACAGUUGAUAGUCUAUCCAAGUCAUUGCAAACCUCUCUCACAGUUUCUACUGUUCCUCUCCAAGCUGUAAAUGACAUAGAGGUCACAUACCCACCGAACAUGACCAACAACUGCUCCAUUUCAUUUUCUUCGAAGCAAGGGUUUGCCCACACAAGAGCUAGUUCAUCUGACCAAGUGGACCUUAUCACCGAAGGAAAUUGGCAUGAGCCCUAUGAAAAGGCAAUUCAAAAUCCAUCAAUCAAUGUCCACCCGAAUGGAUACAGUAGCGUUCCGAACUCUCCAUCAAAACAUCGAAGAAUGGGUUCUAACAGCACAAUCCAAAAUCCCGCCUCUCUCAACCUUAACUUAAAUUUGGUUCACAAUACCACCGAUAUCGGAGCAGAGGGCAAUAAUGGUCCAACCUCGCCUUCCAAGAAGGAAUCUAGUGACGACAAAGUUGCCCUUAAAGAAUUCCAAAAUUUGCUUAAGAAUUACGAGCCACUGGGGUAUGAACGAGCUAAGAGUUUAACCAUGAAUUACCUAAAUGAUCCUAAAUGUUCACUCGAAAGACACAUGCAUUGGAGAGUUCACAUGGAAUUAGCUGAUUUGGCAAAAAGAGAAAACCUUCUUGAACAAGCUCGUUUAGAAUUUUGUACUGUAAACAAAAUGCAACCAAAUGCAAGCCAAGGAUGGCUUGAAUAUGCUAAACUUGAGGAAGAAAGUGGUAACAAUGAGAAAUGUGGACGGUUGCUCUUGGAAGGAUUGGACAAGUGCAAACACAACGAAUCUCUUCUCAUAAAAGCCAUCAAGCAUUUCGAGCAAAACGAUGACUUGCAGACUUCCAGAAGUAUAUUAGGUAGACUAAAGGGACAAAAGCCAGAAACAUGCUGGAAGAUUCUUUUGGAAGGAGCAUUGCUUGAAUCUCGUGCAGGCAACGUUAACGUUGCUCGAAAAGUAUUUAAAUACCUCAUGAAGAAUGUUCAUCGUCAUGGCCCGAUCUACUACGAAGCGUACAAGCUUGAGGAAAAGUGUGAACAAUUCGAUCAAGCUCUCAAUAUUGUCGAACAAGGUCUUAUUGCCAAUCCUCGUUAUGGGCCUCUUUGGUUUGCGGCACUACGACUGUAUGAAAGAAAACUUGAUAGAGCAGUUGACAUGGAAAGUAAGGAACAAUGCCUGACAGAGGUUCGUCAAUGUAUUUCUAGAGCUGCAAAAAGCAUUAGUAAGGAACUCAAGUGGAAAGUGUACUUUGAACUUGCUCAAUUUGAGGAACGUGCAAGUCAUUUACAGCUCUCACGAAAAGCCUACAGCAAGAGUGCAAUCAAGGCUCUCGAAAAUUUACGUUGGAAGGUUUGGCUUGCUGGAUCGAGAACAGAGCUAAAUGCUGGGAAUAUUGAAAUUUCUCGCAUGCUUUUGAAUAGAGCUUUGCAGGAAGUUCCAAGCAAGACCAAAGCUGUAGUACUGAUUGAAUGUGCAAGAUUAGAAGAAUUUUGUAAUCAUCUUGACAAGGCUCGUGAUUUUUUGAAUCGUGCAAAACAAGAAGCAAAACACGAAUGGAAAGUAUUUUUGGAAAGUAUUCUUCUUGAAAUGAGAGCUGGAAAUAUCGAACAAGCAACCUGUGAAGCUUUGGAAGCUUUGCAAAUUCACAGAGGAACAGGUCGUCUGUGGGCCAUCCUAAUCCAACUACAUCACAUGAAGGGAAAUAUUGUUGAAUGUUGUCGUGUAUUUAAGGAAGCUCUUGAAGAGGUUCCAAAAAGUGGCGAAGUGUGGUGUGAAGGAGCCCGUAUCGCUCUUAAUCCUUUAUCACCCAAGUUCUCUUUAGAGAAGGCAAAAAGGUGCCUUGACUUUGCGAUCAAGUUUACUCCUCAAUAUGGAGACAGUUUUAUUGAGUACUUGAGAUUAGAAUUACUGACUAGAGGCCCUUCGAUUCCAAACAGUGCCGCUGCUCCUGUCUCUACCACGAACAGCAAUGAGGCCCAAGAGCACAUUGAAAAUAUGUGUGUAAAUGCUGAUCCUAACUAUGGACCUCUUUGGUUCCACUGUAAGUCCCAUCCUCUUGACUCCACACGACAAGUGUUGAGAAGGGCUAAGGAAAUGUUAAUGUCUGAACUCGCUCAACAAAAAGAAACUUAUCAACAUGCAAUCAUGACCAGACAUUCUAAGAAGACUAAAUUUCUUGAAGGAGACAAAUCGAGAGAAAUUAGAACAUUUAUUACUGGAUUAUGCUCAUUGAAUCAAAUGUAUAACAACCACAAUCUUAGUUUUGAAAUGCGAAAGAAGUAUAUUUACUUGAACGAGAUAUCAGUUUAA
Naegleria fowleri is the source of this 3180-nucleotide messenger RNA. RefSeq lists its product as uncharacterized. The record is from RefSeq and is a predicted model, not a curated record. Lineage: Eukaryota; Heterolobosea; Eutetramitea; Acrasida; Naegleriidae. The transcript has a single exon. Gene Ontology annotation, biological process: mRNA splicing, via spliceosome. Gene Ontology annotation, molecular function: protein binding. Bases 1 to 3180 code for a protein of 1059 amino acids.